AUGUGCACACGGCAAGAACAGAUUAGAGGAGGGGUCGGCUACUCCACUGAGCUUGCCGGUCGCGACCGCUUUAAAUUCUUCCGGCAUCCUAUUGAAGCAGAAAGGGUUGAGUUCCCUGGUGAGGGUCCGGAGGGGGGGGAUAUCCAUCAUUCGAUGAACCCCAGAGGGGCUCCGUCGAUCCACUGGUAUAACAUUCCGAAUCAGUUUUCCUCAACUUCCCCUUCAGCACCUACGGCUCACCUUGACCUACAUUUGACGGGCGGCACUACUCAUGGAUAUCGCAGUACUCACACCGGCAGGCGAUUGAGGUCAGCGAAAAUGAACCUGCCACCUCAGCAUUUUCAGACUGGUGGUUCACGCAAUGGGGCUUGUAAGCGCCGUGCCCGACCUUAUCACCUUCCUACUCUUAACAGUGCUACUAGCGGUGCGCGGGGAAGCUUCAACAAUGCUGUUCAAGGUUACACGCAGGCUGAUAUAGAAGCUGCAGCGUCUAGCAGCCGUGAGGUUGCGGUGCAGACCAUGUAUCGAGAGAAUGAUACGCAGACCGACCCUUACUCUCCAGAUUAUUAUAUCCCUGACGACGCCCCGAAGGAUCCUGAGAUAUUAGAGCUAAAAGAAUUAACCUGGCAGAACAAGGGGCUCCCUGCUGGCCAAGAGGAGGUGGAGCUUAUUCUGCGCUUGCGCCGCCGACGUGAAGUUGAGAGGUCUUUGCAGACCUCGUCGAAAGAUCCCGCUGUGAUUGAGGAAAACCAUAAAAAGCUUCGUGAGCUCGAAGAGAUUGAGUGGAAAGAGCAUGAGGAGCGCGUCGAGAAGCUCAACGGCCGUCGCCUGGAGCGAAUGAAGACGUUACUACUGGAUAAAGAGUCGACUCGCGAGGCUAUCAACGAGGACCGACUCGCCCACAUCAAGGAUACUUACAUGAGUGCACUUCGCGAAAAGUUGAGCAGUCUCUACUCCCGAAGAAUGGCGGAUAGUCAUCAGAUACAUACCCAGCGAUGUCGGCGGCGAAAUCUUCUGUCCGGGAGUGAUGCCGGGACUUUUGGAGGGAGGGGAGGGAGGGGCAUGAGCACCCUCCGCAGCUCCGUUCCCGAUGGGCGAGAAACAGCUCUCUCUUUGCCUACGGGGGGAGGGGGAGAGGGAGCUCCCGAGGCCGGCGCGCGGCAAACUCGCGUCCUCGCCUACGACGUCCGCCCCACCCUCCUAAGUGUGGCGGAAGGGGUGGAGGUGGUGGAUCGCACCCGGAGCUCGCGGAUUGAGCGGAUCCCCGCCGAGACCUUCCGCUUUCCGGAGGAUGAGGCGAUUCGUGGGUUGCCGACGGUCUAUCGCCGGCGAGAGGCGGAGCGGGUCGUUCACUCGCUCGACUACGCCCAGCGAAAGAUCGACCGGGAGAAGGGCCUCCUCCGCGAUGACGACUUCGCCGGCACCAGCCCGGCCCGACCGACCGCGGCACAGGUUCUCGAUCUCUACCGCGUCACCCCGAAAGUCCAGCGCCCGGAUACCCCGGAGCUGGAGCUGGAAGGGGACGCGGAUGAGGAGGUCGAGGAUGCCGCCAUCUUGCUUCAGCGGUUGAUUCGCGGCCGCGCGGUGCAGAACGACUUCUUUGAAGGCAAGGAGCGUUGUCAGGGGUUGAUUAAGGAAUUACAGGCCGCCUCGUACGCGAAACGGGCGGAGGAGCUCAACAUGGCAUCCUCCCAAGCCAUCGCCGCGGAGGCAAGCCGACAAGAGGAAGUGGCGAUUCAGGUGGUGCUCGACACCGCCAUGGGGGACAUCAUGCGGGAUACCCUUGGGUACCUCUACCAGGAGCUGCAGCGGCAACAAGAUGCGGAGAGGCUGGAGCAGCUGCACAUCGAGGCUGUGGCCGCACGAGAGCAGCGAGAGGCGGCCGAGCUUGCGCGACGUGAGGCCGCCUGUGUGGAGCGUGAGUGCGGUGAAGUGCAGUAUAAGACGCUUGUGCGUACGACGCGGACCACCGCAGCCACAUUUCUGGAAGAGUUAUGCCAUAAGGCGGUGGGAGAGACCGCCUUGCAGGUGGCGGUGGAUCGGGAGCGUGAGCGGGAGGCGGCGUUGCUUCCGCGAGACCCAACAGACGGUGUCGAAAAGGAGAAUCUGGUGUGCGACAUGUUAGAUAACUUUUUAGUUCCGGUGGUACUUGACCGCAUUGAGCGGCGAGGACAGGAGCAUGAAAAGAAGGCACCAGCCACUGUUGCAGAAGAAAUUCACAACAGGCAAUUUGCUCUUCUUGAAAAUGCAGAAGUGAAUGAAUGUGAAAACAAAGGGGAGGCGAAGUAA
Messenger RNA from Phytomonas sp. EM1, 2289 nucleotides. NCBI's taxonomy places the organism in Eukaryota, Euglenozoa, Kinetoplastea, Trypanosomatida, Trypanosomatidae. The record is from the annotation of a GenBank genome assembly.